Messenger RNA from Closterium sp. NIES-67, 4150 nucleotides. Lineage: Eukaryota; Viridiplantae; Streptophyta; Zygnematophyceae; Desmidiales; Closteriaceae. The record is from the annotation of a GenBank genome assembly.
UCUCAAGGAUUUAGGUUGGACAAGGGACCAGCCUCACUGUCCCCCUAACUUGGCUCCGUAGUUAGUAGACUAAUCCUUGUUAAGCGCUUGAUUUAGUGGCGGUGGCUGGUUUCGGACAGGCAGCCAAUUCUACUAGUAGGGCUGGUCUUCAGGAUAAAAGCGGCGAAGCAGAGAACAUAUAUCUGCUGUCUUUUUAUCUUCAGUGAUAAAGACCUAUUUAUUGCUCCGGAACUCUUUACAGCUCAGUUAAGAGCACGAUGGCAGGGACUAGUCUCGCUGGCGCCUCCACAGUUUCCAAGUUGCAUUCUACUGUUCUCUCACAUAACCCUCGCAACUCAAUGCCUAGUAACCUUCAAAACCUAACUCAUUGUACCUCCGUUAGAGCCUUUAUCCGUCCGCGACAGCAAGAGACCAGCACGCAACACUGCUUAAGUCGGGCACCCAUUUCCGCAGGCGUCCUUCUCGGGGGACCCGAUUUCCGCGGGGUUCCGCGAUUGCCGUGCAGAGUUUCAGCCUCUAAUUUUAACUCCUACAAGGCUCGUACCCUGCAUAAUGUGCAGCAAAUUAAGUCGCAAGCGGAGGUACGGCGCUGUUGCGUGGCUUCCGCGUAUUCCGCCGUGGAUGGAGCGGACGGCGGGAGGGUCGGAGGCGGAGUUGCGACGGAAAUUGACGUUGCGGAGGGUUCGGUCUACGACGAGAGCAGAGGCGAGGAGCCGUUUAUGAGCCUUCCGAUAAGUUAUUACGAGGUUUUGCGAGUUCACCCUGAGACUCCCACGGCAACCAUUGACCUCAUGCUCGACUCCAUGCUCGCCUCGCCCCCCAAAGAGGGCUUCACUGUCGCCGCCCUCACAGUCAGGGCGGAAGUUUUGGAGGCUGCCCGGGACACGCUACUGGAUGCUGAGCUCCGGGCAGAGUAUGACGAGGACCUGAAGGCAGCAGCGCAGCAGCAGGCGUUAGGGGGCGGGGGGAGGGGUGGAGGGGAGUAUGGGGGGGAGACUGCAAUAAUUGUUGAUGUUCCCAUGAGCCGGGUGCCUGGCGUGUUGUGUCUGCUCCAAGAGGCCGGCCGCUCUGCUGAUGUGGCAGAGGCGGGCCUCGACCUGCUCUCCCGCCCGGAUGGCGACCCAGCUUUCCGAGCUGACGUGGCACUCGCCACAGCGUUGGCGUACUCUGACCUAUCGCGUGAUGCCAUGUCAGCAGACCCGCCCGCGGUGGCACAGGGCUGUGAGCUGUUGGAAGCUGCAUUGAAGCUUCUGCAGGACGAGGGCGGUCCAGGCCUGGCGCCAUCCCUGCAAGCGGCGAUAGAGGACUCGCUGAGGGAGAUGGGCCCCACCCGCGUGCUGGAGCUGCUGGCCCUGCCGCUGGACAAGGAGCACGAGGAGGGGAGGGGCGAGGGCAUACAGGCCAUGAGGGAUCUCCUCUGGACGCAGGACCCAGACGGUUCUCUCUCCUUUACCUCCCAGGGCGGCUUCUCCCGCCACGUCUUCAUGCGGGAAGCCUUCUUACGCCUGACAACGUCCGAGUUGAUAAAUCACUUUGCCGCCGCCCCGACGCACAUCGACGCCGGCAUCCUCGAGGCGUACUGGGUGGCGCUCGCCUUUGCCGGCCGCGGCUUCUUCCUGCGCCGCCCGGCCGACAUCGUGCAAUCGGACGCGCUCCUCAAGGAGCUCAACGAGUCCACGGCUUACCGCGUGCUGGUCAGCGUCAGCACGGGCGGCGUUGUGGGCGGUGCUACGGGGGGGGAGGGGAGUGGGGCAGUGGUGAGUGGUGGGGUAACGGCUGGAGAAGGAGAAGGGGCAGGAGGAGGGGAAGGGAGUGGGGCAGGUGAAGCAGGACUGAUAGCAGGAAGAGCAGGAGGAGCAGCAGGAGCAGCGGCAGGAGCAGCAGGGGUGGGAGGGCAGGGAGGGGCGGGGAGUGCGAUGGCGAUGGUGGCAGGGACAGACGUCCCAGCGGACUUAUCAGUGGAGCGGGCCAUGUGUGCGCUGCUGCUGGGGCAGGUGGGCGAGUGCAAGCGCUGGCUCGGCGUGCACGUCACCCCUCCGUCUGGCGACCUAGCAGUAGCAGAAUACAUCUAUGCCAAUUCCCCCAGCGCACCGCCAGUCGACUCGUGGUAUGGCAGCAGCCGUACGGGAAACAGCCAGCCCCUUAGCACGAUAGUCACUAGCUCUGUAGCUGGUAGCGGGUCGGCUAGUAGCAGACCGGCGACAGCAGGGGGGGGAGAGGAGGACGUAUUGUUGCCAGGGCUGUGCCGGUUGUUGGAGGUGUGGUUGAAGGAGGUAGUGGCCAUGCGAUUCAGAGACACAAGCCAUCUCCCUGUUGUGUUAUCCGAGUACUUUGACCACCCGGCAGUCGGGAGCUUUCUGGACGCAUGGGAUCAGUCGCAGGGUGGGGGUGCGGGCGGUGGGGGAGGGGGGAGUGGAGGGGGGGGAGGGGGAGGGAAGGGUGGAGGGAUAGGAGGAGUGAGGAAUGCUGCGAUGGAUGUGAUCAAGGGGGUGUUUCCCUGGAUGCAAGGAAGCACUGACACAGCAGCCGGGGCAGCAGGGGCGGCGGGGGCAGCAGCAGCAGCAGCAGGGACACCAGUUGAGAAUCCUUUCACCCUAUCAACAUCUGUCCCCGCCACCUCCUCCCCCCCCUCGUCCGCCACCCCACCUACAGCCACCGCCUCGUUACUAGACGACGCGUUACAAGACCUGUCCUCCUCGCUACCCCCAGCCGAGCUCGCCCGAUCGCGCACCAGAAGAGAGAUCUUUGGCCCCUCCCCCGUCCUCGACCCCCAAGGAACACCCAUCCCCCUCCGCACCACCCAACCGGAAUCCCUCCCAGCCUUGGGAUUACCUGGGAACGAAACCGGCAGCAGCAGCAGCAGCGGGAGGGGUGGGUUUGGGUUUGGGGGGAAGGUGGGGGCGAUGGUGGUGGGGGUGGCAGCAGCGGCGGUGGUGGCGGGUGGCGGCUGGAUGGCUUGGCGCAUGCGGUCGGGGCGGUUUGGGCCGUCGAUGCUGGGAGUGGAAGGGGCGAUGGUGGGCGCGGCGAAGGAGACGGCUGCCUCAUCUGGAGGAGCCGCAGAAGAAGAGUACUCGGAGGUGGAGGAGGUGCAGUGGGCGGUGCGUGUGGUGCGGCACUGGCAAGAGGUGAAGGCAGCAGCGCUGGGCCCCUCUCACCGUGUGGACCGGCUGGGCGAGAUUCUGGAGGGGCCAAUGCUGGAGCUGUGGCGCAAUAGGGCCAAGGAGGUGGAGGGCAACGGGUGGUUCUGGGAGUACAGCUUCCUCAGUCUCAACGUGGAGAUGGCAGCAGUGAGCAAGUGCCAGAAGAAAGCCGUGGUGGAGGCUGUGGUGCAGGAGGCAGCGCGGCUGGUGGAUGCAGCGGACCCCACGCACAACGACGCGUACCGCAGCACGUACACGGCGCGCUACGAGCUCGUGCAGACCGGCACGUGCUGGAAGAUCGUUGGAGGCACGGUGCUGCGGUAGUGGGUGGCUGACUUUUAGUUGACUCAGAACGCACGUUACUGAACAGACGGGGGCACGGAGGCGCGUACCACAGCACGUGCACGGCGGGAUACGAGCUCGUGCGAACCGGCGGCUGCUGGAAGAUCGUGGGCAGUGCGGAGUUGCGGCAGCCGGUGGUUGACUUGUGGUGUGCAGUGUGCUGUGGUGAUGGAAACCAGCAGAAGGUUAGGCAUGGCUGGCAGCUGGUGCAGCUGUCUGGGGGUGCAGCUGGCAGGCGUGCAGCCAGCAGACGGUUGUGCGGUCCCAAGGCCAUGUGCAUUGUGGCAAAACUGCCGCUUGGUGGAAAUUCUUUGGGCACCUCUGUGUAGAAGUUUGUGGGCAGCUUGAUGCUGCCCGGAACACAAGUGGUGAUUGCUGGUGCAUGCGCGAUCAACGGUGCUAGGUUUUUGCGUCACACAUGGUGCGUGGCUCAGUGUGUACGCAGCUUGUUUAUUUGGAGUGCUGAAGUAAGCAUUGCAUGCAGGAUUGGCAUUUUGCAUCGUAUCUAUGGAGGGGCAUGCACUAACUUUAGGCUUUUAACUAAUGCUUUAACGUGAGGGUGUGACCAGAACAGACGGGGGCAUUUUGUUUGGUUGGAUAAGGUUGUGCUAAAAGCAGCUGAUUGUUAGUCGUAAGGUGUGACGACAUAAUGUUACUCUUUCUGUUUU